AUGCGAGACAGAAGUAGAAUCAAUAUCGGAGACGUUUUCAACAGAUGGAGACACCUUCGUGAGUUCAAGGCAUUCAAAACGGACGAAGACUUGGCAAAGUUUCUCUUGGACAGUUACCAAACCGGAUCUCAAGUUUCAACCUCUACACCUUUCAAAAAACAGCUAUUUGCUUUUCCAGCACUGUCUAGUAUCCACGGAGACUUGUCUGAGAGAGAUUUUGCAUUUGAAGAGGGGGUGGAGGUCCUGGGGCAAGGUGAAGUCUCAAUCUCUGUAACUGGACAUUUGCCAUCAAGUGGUAUUCCUGUAGAGAUCAACGAGGAGGAGUACAACAGAAUAGAAAAUUCCAUCCUUGAAUCAGACGAUGACCAAACAUGGUCACCAAGCCAAGAGACUGAAGAUGUUUCGUCUUCAGAAGAAGACUGGACAAUUGAAAUGGAAGAGUCUGAGGACAGCAAUGAUGAAGAAUACAUACCUCCAUAUCGCAUAAGGACCGGGGCCACUAUGAGAGAAGUAAUAGAACUUCAAAAUCUCCAGGACAUAAGUGAGGAGGAUACACUUUAUGAUAUUGUCCUUCCUGAAGCACCCCACGAUGACCCAGUGUCCAUACCUGACAAUUGUAAAGUGGCUGUUUCUGGAGACAUUGUUGGUCAGCAGGCUGCAAUAGUGUACCACAAACCUGCUAAAAGGAAUGCAGAUGGAGCCAUACAAUACAGAAAAGUAUUCAAUAAAAAGUCUAGGUGCUGGAGGAUUUAUGCAAUCAAAGUUGAGAAGGACUAUGCAUAUAUCCCGGAACUCCAGACAAUGGUCGUUACAGCACGAGUGAACAGCCAAAAAGGACUCCCACGUCAAAGAAAAUACAGAGCCAUGGACCCAAGGAGAUUGGGUUUGCUGUCAACUAUCCCUGCCCCAACAACACAGGAGUUACUAGAACACCAGCGCACCCGAGGAGAUGGUCAACGAUUGCCUCAGAAAUAA
Molecule: messenger RNA, 975 nt
Organism: Knipowitschia caucasica
Lineage: Eukaryota; Metazoa; Chordata; Actinopteri; Gobiiformes; Gobiidae
Source: the annotation of a GenBank genome assembly